Molecule: messenger RNA, 1365 nt
Organism: Fibroporia radiculosa
Lineage: Eukaryota; Fungi; Basidiomycota; Agaricomycetes; Polyporales; Fibroporiaceae
Exons: 6
Coding region: 1-1365 (454 amino acids)
Source: RefSeq, a predicted model, not a curated record
AUGAAGGUUUCUUCUCUGCUCUCUCUCCUCGCCAUUUAUGCACUUCAGCUGCUGCCAGCUGUAGCACAGUCCAAUGUCACAGUUCUCGCAGAGGAUCCGCAAAUUGUGUAUACGGGCGGUUGGAUAAACCAAGAGAAUGGUGAAUAUUUCUACGCUAAUGGACCUGGGUCGUCAUUAUCUUUCUCCUUUACAGGGACAGCAGUCUAUUAUCAUUCUGUGAUAAAUCCAAACGGAGGAGUGGCAAGCAUUGUCCUGGAUAAUGACUCUCCGAGCCUUGUAGAUGAAUCGGAAAAUGCUUACAAAGGCGAAGCUCCUAUACCGGCUGUACUUUGGUCAAAGACCGAUUUGGAUGGCGAAAAAAACCAUUCACUGAGUGUAAGCUACGUAGGCGGUGGAGUAUUAGGUGGUAGCUAUGUUGAGUUCUAUUAUCUUCAAUAUACAAGCUCAGGUAGCGAGACAAAUGAAGCCGGAAGUGCAGGUCCGAUCUCAGUGAGUUCUAGCGGAGCUCAAGGCUCGCCUUCGGCAAGCGGAACUUCCAACGGUGGUACAUCUACCACUUCAAAUAUCAAGGGUGGAACAUCUACUACCUCAGUUAUCAACAGCGGAACAUCCACCACCUUAGUUAUCAACAGCGGAACAUCUACCACACCAGUUAUCUCUAGCUUUAGCAGCGAGAUAAAUGGAAUUGGAACUGCAAGCUUGACCUCAGUGAGUCUUAACGAAGCUCAUAGCCUGCCUUCGGCAAGCGGAACAUCCAACGGUGGUGCAUCUACCGCCUCACUUAUAUCUUCAGCGAGCGCUGCCUCAUCCUCUCACUUCUCGAAUACAAGGGCUAUUAUCAUUGGUACUGUGGCUGGAGUGGGAGGCACCCUGAUCGUUGCAAGUGCGAUCAUUUUAUUCUUGUGUCGUAAAGGCUGUAGAUGGACUACAGGUGCGGCUCGACACCCUCGUUCUGCAAAGAUCAAUCAUACGCCAUCACCUUACAAUAUGAGCGCUAUCGAUCCUCUGCAACCCCUACGCAGGAAGACACCCGCAAUGUCUUCCCUUCCGCUGGCUGUCGACCAGCCAUCCGCUUCCAACUUAUCUCGUCCCGACACACCUAGCGAGCCUCUCAUCCCGGCUAAUGAAGACGGGCUGACGCCAGAAACACCUUCGCAUUCUUCUCAUAACGCGAGAGUGAUUAAGAUGAUGCAUAUUUUGGGAUCGUCUCGUUCCACGAGUCCACCAAAUGAGCGCCACCUUACUCCUGGGCUUAGUGCUCUUCUGAGUCAUAAUCAGCCUCGUCAGGUGUCCCUGGUUGGUUCUGAUAGUUUAACUUACUUAUCUGAUCCACCGCCUGUGUAUGAUGGACGUAGGAUGGCAUAG